Molecule: messenger RNA, 1224 nt
Organism: Penicillium nucicola
Lineage: Eukaryota; Fungi; Ascomycota; Eurotiomycetes; Eurotiales; Aspergillaceae
Exons: 6
Coding region: 1-1224 (407 amino acids)
Biological process (GO): oxalate metabolic process
Cellular component (GO): cell wall
Source: RefSeq, a predicted model, not a curated record
AUGAAGUCUCAAACCAUCGCUUUCCUCGGUCUGUUCGUUUCCACUGCCUUUGCGGUUCCCAAGGUCAAACGACAGGACAUUGGCAAGGAUCAACCGAUUAGUGGUGGCAAGGGCGCACCAAUCUUGGGCGGAACCAACCGAGAGCUCGAUCUUCAGAAUCCUGAUCAAUUCCGCACUUCCAGCACCGACAAUGGCUUUGUGCCCAAUGUCAAAUGGAGCUUCUCUGAAUCGCAGACUAGACUUUUUCCAGGUGGUUGGUCCCGAGAACAAGUAAUCCAGGACCUGCCACAAAGCCAUGAUAUUGCUGGUGCGCAGCAGCACCUGAAGAAGGGAGCUAUUCGCGAGCUACACUGGCAUAGAACGGCCGAGUGGGGAUUCGUUUACAAUGGAUCUCUGCUACUUUCCGGUGUCGACGAGAAUGGUGGAUUCACCACCGAGAAGCUCGAAACAGGAGACAUCUGGUACUUCCCUAAGGGUGUUGCCCACAACGUGCAAGGUUUAGAUGAUGAGAACGAAUAUCUUCUUGCUUUUGAUGACGGUAAUUUUGAGAAAAUUGGAACGACUUUCAUGGUGGACGACUGGAUUGCCCAUACUCCUCGAGAUGUUCUUGCUAAGAACUUUGGAGUUGAUCCUAAAGUCUUCGACAACGUACCCUCAAAGUUCCCCUAUAUCCUUAACGGUACCGUGAGCGAAGACCUUGACAAGGCACCAGAAGGCACCUUGAGGGGUGAUAACUCGUAUGUUUAUCACACUUACAAGCAUCCAUCGGAGCCCGUUCCUGGUCAUGGUGGCACAUUUCGCAAGAUUGAUUCCACCAACUUCCCUAUCUCCAAGACUAUUGCCGCUGCCAUCGUUGAGUUGGAGCCUAAGGGCCUUCGUGAGCUUCACUGGCAUCCCAAUGCUGAGGAAUGGCUCUACUUUCACCAAGGCCAUGCUCGUGCGACCGUGUUCAUUGGUGACUCCAAAGCCCGUACCUUCGACUUUCAAGCUGGCGACACUGCUGCAUUCCCUGACAACAGUGGCCACUACAUUGAAAACACCUCUGAGACUGAGAAGCUUAUCUGGAUUGAGCUGUAUAAGAGCGACCGUGUUGCUGAUAUCUCGUUGGCCCAGUGGCUUGCUCUGACCCCAGCUGAUACUGUUGCCAACGUCUUGAAGAUUGAUAUUGAGGUUGUCAAGCAGAUCAAGAAGGAGAAGCAGAUUCUUGUCCAGGGUAAGAAAUGA